AUGGCUAUCUCCAAGAACUUACCAAUUUUGAAGAACCACUUCAGAAAGAACUGGCAAGAACGUGUCAGAGUUCACUUCGACCAAGCUGGUAAGAAGGUCUCUAGACGUAACGCCAGAGCUUCCAAGGCAGCCAAGAUUGCUCCAAGACCAUUGGAUCUAUUGAGACCUGUCGUUAGAGCUCCAACUGUCAAGUACAACAGAAAAGUCAGAGCUGGUAGAGGUUUCACUUUGGCUGAAGUCAAGGCUGCUGGUCUAACUGCUGCUUACGCUAGAACUAUUGGUAUCGCUGUUGACCACAGACGUCAAAACAGAAACCAAGAGAUCUUCGACACCAACGUCCAAAGAUUGAAGGAAUUCCAAUCUAAGAUCAUUGUCUUCCCAAGAAACGGUAAGGCUGAAGCUGAACAAGUCAUUUCUACCGCUGCUUCUUUCCCUAUUGAGCAACCAGUUGUUGAUGUUGAAACUAGAGCCGUCGAAGACCAAGGUGAAUCUGCUUUCAGAACUUUGAGAUUGGCUAGAUCCGACAAGAAAUACAAGGGUAUCAGAGAGAAGAGAGCUAGAGAGAAGGCUGAAGCUGAAGCUGAGAAGAAGAAAUAA
This is a messenger RNA of Torulaspora delbrueckii, 597 nucleotides long. RefSeq names its product 60S ribosomal protein eL13. The transcript has 2 exons. The record is from RefSeq and is a predicted model, not a curated record. Gene Ontology annotation, cellular component: ribosome; cytosolic large ribosomal subunit. The coding region runs from base 1 to 597 and encodes 198 amino acids. Lineage: Eukaryota; Fungi; Ascomycota; Saccharomycetes; Saccharomycetales; Saccharomycetaceae. Gene Ontology annotation, biological process: translation. Gene Ontology annotation, molecular function: RNA binding; structural constituent of ribosome.